AUGGCUCGCGAGACACGGUCGCAGACGGGCAACUCCAAGCCGCGCGUUAUCCCAGUCAUCGACACCGCGCCCACCAUCACCCGCAAGGCAGCACCCAAGAAGAAGGCCAAGGGCGCCAAACCUAUCGGUGUGACCAAGAAUAAAGCACCCAAGAAAGAGGGCUUUGUCACAAAAGUCAAAUCCGCCGCGAAGAAGACGGAGAAGAAGGCGGUAUCGGUCGAGAAGGAAACGCAGAAUAGCGUCGAAAAGGCCGAGAAGGCCGAGAAGGCCGAGAAGGAGGCCAAGCCCACGACGACGACGAAGAAGAAGGAGCCCGCCGCUACCAAGUGA
Thermothelomyces thermophilus ATCC 42464 is the source of this 330-nucleotide messenger RNA. RefSeq lists its product as uncharacterized. The transcript is spliced from 3 exons. The record is from RefSeq and is a predicted model, not a curated record. Bases 1 to 330 code for a protein of 109 amino acids. Lineage: Eukaryota; Fungi; Ascomycota; Sordariomycetes; Sordariales; Chaetomiaceae.